Messenger RNA from Miniopterus natalensis, 7891 nucleotides. NCBI's taxonomy places the organism in Eukaryota, Metazoa, Chordata, Mammalia, Chiroptera, Miniopteridae. The record is from RefSeq and is a predicted model, not a curated record.
AUGGCCACUGUACUGGAGCAGGGCGCCAAGACCCUGUGGGUGACCCACGCUGUUGAAGACCCUGAGGAGAGGACCUGCCUGCUCCGCUCCAAUGCUCUCUCGCUGGUCUACCUGCUGUUCCUGCUGCUACUGCCCUGGUUCCCGGGCCCCUCCCGGCACAGCAUCCGAGGUCACGCUGGCCGCCUCCUCCGAGCCCUGUUGGUCUUCAGCCUCCUCUUCCUGGCAGCCCACCUUGCUUUCCAGAUAUGCCUACACACUGUGCCUGGUCUGGACCAGCUUCUGGGGUCAAACUGCAGCCACUGGGAGAACCUCUCCCAACUUGUGGGGGUCACGAGGCUGGACGUGAAGGACAUCCCCAAUGCCGUGCGGCUGGUGGCCCCCGACUUGGGCAUCCUGGUGGUCUCUGCUGUGUGCCUUGGCCUCUGUGGGCGCCUCACACGGGAAGCCCGGCGGAGCCAGCGCCCCCAGGAACUGGAUGAUGAUGACAGGGAAGUGGAUACCAGCUCCCUGGUGGGGCUGCAGGGAGCCCCUGCGCUGGCCCACAAGCGGAGGUCGAAGCUGGCUGCUCGGUUCUGGAUCACAGCUCACUGGUUGCUAGUGGCUGCUGGGCGGACCCUGGCCAUAGUGCUGCUCGCGCUGGCAGGCAUCGCCCACCCCUCAGCCUUCUCCAGCAUCUACUUCCUGUUCUUCUUGGGCAUCUGCACCUGGUGGGCCUGCCACUUUCCCAUCAGCCCCCUGGGCUUCAGCACACUCUGCGUCAUGGUGGGCUGCUUUGGCGCCGGCCAUCUCAUCUGCCUCUACUGCUACCAGAUGCCCUUCGCCCAGGACAUACUCCCACCUGCUGGCAUCUGGGCCAGGGUUUUCGGUCUAAAGGACUUUGUGACCCGCACAAACUGCUCCAGUUCCAAUGCGCUGGUGCUCAACACCAGCCACGACUGGCCUGUGUACGUGAGUCCCGGCAUCCUGCUGCUCCUGUACUACACUGUGAUCUCACUCCUGAAGCUGCGCACACACCACCCCCCAGAACAGACAAAGGUGGCAGCUGGGGGUGUCAAGGAGCGGGAGGUGGAACUGACCGAGGUGGACCAGUGGCCCCAGGGCCAGGCCAAGACUGCAGCCACCAAGGAGGAGGGCGCUGCUCAGCAUAUGACACCCACGCCCGUGGGGCCUGACCCUGAGACUGACAACUGCAUCGUGCACGACCUGAGUAGCCACUGCCCCGUGCAGCAGCGCUCCUUGUACACCAGGCUGGCUGAGCCAAGAGAGACCUCUCCGCUGCAUGGCCUGGGACACCUCAUCAUGGCCCAGAGCUACGUGUGCGCCCUCAUCGCCAUGAUGGUGUGGAGUAUCACCUACCACAGCUGGCUGACCUUCGUGCUGCUGCUCUGGGCCUGCCUCAUCUGGACUGUGCGCAGCCGCCACCAGCUGGCCAUGCUCUGCUCGCCCUUCAUCCUGCUCUACGGGCUGGCGCUGUGCAUCCUGCGCUAUGUGUGGGCCAUGGACCUGCAUUCUGAGCUGCCCACCACCCUGGGUCCUGUCAGCCUGCGCCAGCUGGGGCUGGAGCACACUCGCUACCCUUGCCUGGACCUUGGUGCCAUGUUGCUGUAUACCCUGACCUUCUGGCUCCUGCUGCGCCAGUUUGUCAAGGAGAAGCUGCUGAGGAGGGAGAAAACAGCCUCCACGCUGAUGGAGGUCACUGUGGCGGACACAGACCCCAUGCGGACUCGGACGCUGCUCCGGAGUCUGGGGGAGCUGUUCACUGGCCUCUAUGCCAAGUACUGGAUCUACGUGUGCGCCGGCAUGUUCAUCGUGGUCAGCUUUGCAGGCCGGCUUGUCGUCUACAAGAUCGUCUACAUGUUCCUCUUCCUGCUCUGCCUCACCCUCUUCCAGGUCUACUACAGCCUGUGGAGGAAGCUGCUCAAGGUGUUCUGGUGGCUGGUGGUGGCCUACACCAUGCUGGUGCUCAUCGCUGUCUACACCUUCCAGUUCCAGGACUUCCCCAUGUACUGGCGCAACCUCACAGGCUUCACUGACGAGCAGCUGGGGGACCUGGGCCUGGAGCAGUUCAGCGUGUCCGAGCUCUUCUCCAGCAUCCUCAUUCCCGGCUUCUUCCUGCUCGCCUGCAUCCUGCAGCUGCACUACUUCCACAGGCCCUUCAUGCAGCUCACCGACCUGGAGCACAUCCCCCUGCCUGGCUCCUGCCGCCCGCGCUGGGCUCACAGGCAGGACGCAGUGAGCAGAACCCCAUUGUUGCAGCAGCAGGAGGAAGAGGAAGCCCCCAGAGACCAGGGGUUGGGCACUGCUGGCCCCCACCAGGCCACGCAGGUCCCAGAAGUCACAGCCAACAAAUGGGGCCUGGUGGCCGAGCGACUGCUAGACUUGUCCGCCAGCUUCUCCGACAUCCUCACGCGCGUGCAGGUGUUUGUGCGGCGCCUGCUGGAGCUCCACGUCUUCAAGCUGGUGGCCCUAUACACUGUCUGGGUGGCCCUGAAGGAGGUGUCGGUGAUGAACCUCCUGCUGGUCGUGCUCUGGGCCUUCGCCCUGCCCUAUCCCCGCUUCCGGCCCAUGGCCUCCUGUCUGUCCACCGUGUGGACCUGCAUCAUCAUCGUGUGCAAGAUGCUCUACCAGCUCAAGGUCGUCAACCCCCACAAGUACUCCAGCAACUGCACUGAGCCCCUCCCCAAUAGCACCAACCUGCAGAAGACAGAGAUCAACCAGUCCUUGCUGUACCGGGGACCCAUUGACCCGGCCAACUGGUUUGGGGUGCGGAAAGGCUUCCCAAAUCUGGGCUACAUCCAGAACCACCUGCAGAUCCUGCUGCUGCUGGUGUUCGAGGCCAUUGUAUACCGGCGCCAGGAGCACCACCGCCGGCAGCACCAGCUGGCCCCGCUGCCCGCCCAGGCCGUCUGCAUCGAAGGCACGCGCCAGCAGCUGGACCGGGAUCUGCUUAGCUGUGUCAAGUACUUCAUCAACUUCUUUUUCUACAAAUUUGGGCUGGAGAUCUGCUUCCUGAUGGCUGUGAACGUGAUUGGGCAGCGCAUGAACUUCAUGGUCAUCCUGCACGGCUGCUGGCUGGUGGCCAUCCUCACCCGCCGGCGCCGCCGGGCCAUCGCCCGUCUCUGGCCCAACUACUGCCUCUUCCUGACGCUCUUCCUGCUGUACCAGUACCUGCUGUGCCUCGGCAUCCCCCCGGCUCUGUGCAUCGACUAUCCAUGGCGCUGGAGCCAGGCCAUCCCCAUGAACUCGGUGCUCAUCAAGUGGCUGUACCUGCCUGACUUCUUCAGGGCCCCCAACUCCACCAACCUCAUCAGUGACUUCCUGCUGCUGCUCUGCGCCUCCCAGCAGUGGCAGGUAUUCUCAGCUGAGCGCACGGAGGAGUGGCAGCACAUGGCCGGCGUCAACACCGACCACUUGGAGCCUCUGCGGGGGGAGCCCAACCCCGUGCCCAACUUCAUCCACUGUAGGUCCUACCUCGACAUGCUGAAAGUCGCUGUCUUCCGCUACCUCUUCUGGCUGGUGCUGGUGGUGGUGUUCGUCACAGGGGCCACACGCAUCAGUGUCUUCGGGCUGGGCUACCUGCUGGCCUGUUUCUACCUGCUGCUCUUUGGCACCUCCCUGCUGCAAAAGGAUACGCAUGCCCGCCUCGUGCUGUGGGAUUGCCUCAUCCUCUACAACGUCACUGUCAUCAUCUCCAAGAACAUGCUCUCGCUCCUGUCCUGUGUCUUCGUGGAGCAAAUGCAGAGCAGCUUCUGCUGGGUCAUCCAGCUGUUCAGCCUCGUGUGCACCGUCAAAGGCUACUAUGACCCCAAGGAGAUGCUGGGCAGGGACCAGGACUGCCUGCUGCCCGUGGAGGAGGCCGGUGUCCUCUGGGACAGCGUCUGUUUCCUGUUCUUGCUGCUGCAGCGCCGUGUCUUCCUCAGCUACUACUUCCAGCACGUCAGGGCCGAGCUCCAGGCCACUGCUUUCCAGGCCUCCAGGGGCUUCGACCUGUACAACGCUGCCAACCUCAAAAGCAUUGACUACCACCGCAAGGUCGAGGAGAAGUCCCUGGCCCAGCUGAAAAGACAGAUGGAACGUAUCCGUGCCAAGCAGGAAAAGUACAGGCAGGGCCGGGUGGCCCUCAGCCACCCCCAGGAACCCCUGGACCCGGACCAGGAGCCAGGGCCCGGCAGUCCAGGGGGCUCCUCCCCGCCACGGAGACAGUGGUGGCGGCCCUGGCUGGACCACGCCACAGUCAUCCACUCCGGAGACUACUUCCUGUUCGAGUCGGACAGUGAGGAGGAGGAAGAGGCCCAGCCUGAGGACCCCAGGCCGUCGGCGCAGAGUGCCUUCCAGAUGGCAUACCAGGCAUGGGUGACCAACGCCCAGACGGUGCUGCGGCGGCGGCGGCAAGAGCAGGCUCAGCUGCGUGUGGGAGGCGGCCAGGGCCCAGAGGCGGACUUGGCAGAGGGCCCAGAGAACGAGGUGGCAGGCCGCAGCCAUGUGAUGCAGCGGGUGCUGAGCACCUUGCAGUUCCUGUGGGUGCUGGGGCAGGCGCUGGUGGACGGGCUGACGCGCUGGCUGCGCACCUUCACGCGGCACCACCGCGCCAUGAGUGACGUGCUGUGCGCUGAGCGCUACCUGCUCACCCAGGAGCUGCUCCGGGGUGGACAGGUGCACAGGGGCGUGCUGGACCAGCUGUACUCAAAUGAAGCCGAGGCCGCGCCAACAGGCCCCUCAGAGGCACGUGACAUGCCUAGCACAGCCUCGAGCGGGCUGGGGGCUGAGGACCCGAUAAGCAGUACGCCCGAAGACGCCAGCAGCCCCCUGAGCACCGGCUACAACACCCGCAGUGGCAGUGAAGAGAUGGUCACCGAGCCCGGGGCUUCCCUGCACGGCUCCCGAGAGCUUCCCGGUAGCACUCGGACACGGAUGCGCACGGCCAGCGAGCUGCUGCUUGACAGGUGCCUGCGCAUCCCAGAGCUGGAGGAGGCCGAGCAGUUCGAGGCCGGGCAGGGCCGGGCGCUGCGGCUGCUGCAGGCCGUGUACCAGUGCGUGGCCGCCCACUCGGAGCUGCUCUGCUACUUCAUCAUCGUCCUCAACCACAUGGUCACCGCCUCGGCCGCCUCCCUCGUGCUGCCCGUGCUGGUCUUCUUGUGGGCCAUGCUGUCCAUCCCGCGGCCCAGCAAGCGCUUCUGGAUGACGGCCAUCGUCUUCACUGAGGUCACGGUGGUCACCAAGUACCUGUUCCAGUUUGGCUUCUUCCCCUGGAACAGCCACACAGUGCUGCGGCGCUACGAGAACAAGCCCUACUUCCCGCCGCGUAUCCUGGGCCUGGAGAAGACCGACGGCUACAUCAAGUACGACCUGGUACAGCUCAUGGCCCUCUUCUUCCACCGUUCCCAGCUGCUGUGCUAUGGCCUCUGGGACCACGAGGAGGACCCGCUUUCCAGGGAGCCUGAUGGUGGGCGUGGGAAGGAGGAGGAGCCUGAGGAGGAGCCAGCCCCGCCGGGACUCCAGACCGAGGAGGGCACAGGACCCCAGGAGGAGCUGGGGACGGCUGGGGCCACCACCAACGAUGACAUCCAAGUGGAAGUGAGGGAUGCGCCCCCAGAGCCGCAAGUGGAGCUCCAGCCCAGCGACGCGAGGCGCAUCAGUCUGCGUUUCAGGAGGAGAACGAAGGAGGCUGCAGAACCCAGAGGACCGGCAGCCACUGAAGCCGAGACUGAGGACGACGGGGAGGAGGCAACAGCCACCUCUCGGAGAGAAAAGAAGCGGAGUCGUCCCCAGGAAAAAGUGAGGGCGGUGGGCAUCUGGCUGCAGACCUUCUGCCUGUCCCUGGCCCAGAGUAUGUACCGGCCCCUGCGGCGUUUCUUCCACGACAUCCUGCACACCAAGUACCGCGCAGCCACUGACGUCUACGCCCUCAUGUUCCUGGCUGAUGUGGUCGACUUCAUCAUUAUCAUCUUUGGCUUCUGGGCCUUUGGGAAGCAUUCAGCGGCUACGGACAUCACGUCCUCCCUGUCGGAUGACCAGGUACCUGAGGCCUUCCUGGUCAUGCUGCUGAUCCAGUUUAGCACUAUGGUCAUCGACCGUGCCCUCUACCUGCGCAAGACCGUGCUGGGCAAGCUGGCCUUCCAGGUCGUUCUGGUGCUGGCCAUCCACUUCUGGAUGUUCUUCAUCCUGCCCGCUGUCACUGAGAGGAUGUUCAGCCAGAAUGCAGUGGCCCAGCUGUGGUACUUUGUGAAGUGCAUCUACUUCGCCCUGUCUGCCUACCAGAUCCGCUGCGGCUACCCCACCCGCAUCCUUGGCAACUUCCUCACCAAGAAAUACAACCACCUCAACCUCUUCCUCUUCCAGGGGUUCCGGCUGGUGCCAUUCCUGGUGGAGCUGCGGGCUGUGAUGGACUGGGUAUGGACAGACACCACGCUGUCCUUGUCCAAUUGGAUGUGCGUGGAGGACAUCUAUGCCAACAUCUUCAUCAUCAAGUGCAGCCGAGAGACAGAAAAGAAAUACCCACAGCCCAAGGGGCAGAAGAAGAAGAAGAUUGUUAAGUAUGGCAUGGGCGGCCUUAUAAUCAUCUUCCUUGUGGGCAUCAUCUGGUUCCCGCUGCUCUUCAUGUCUCUGGUGCGCUCCGUUGUCGGAGUUGUCAAUCAGCCCAUAGAUGUCACCGUCACUCUCAAGCUGGGUGGCUACGAGCCUCUGUUCACCAUGAGUGCCCAGCAGCCAUCCAUCGUGCCCUUCACACACCAGGCCUAUGAGGAGCUGUCCAGGCAGUUUGACCCCCACCCGCUGGCCAUGCAGUUCAUCAGCCAGUACAGCCCUGAGGACAUCGUCACAGCACAGAUUGAAGGCAGCUCUGGGGCCCUGUGGCGCAUCAGCCCACCAAGCCGGGCCCAGAUGAAGCGGGAGCUGUACAAUGGCACUGCCGACAUUACCGUGCGCUUCACCUGGAACUUCCAAAGGGACCUGGCCAAGGGAGGCACUGUAGAGUACACCAAUGAGAAGCAUACCCUGGACUUGGCCCCCAAUAGUACUGAGCGGCGGCAACUGGCCAGCCUAUUGGAGGGCACCUCGGACCAGUCAGUGGUUAUCCCUAACCUCUUCCCCAAGUACAUCCGUGCCCCCAACGGGCCUGAAGCCAACCCCGUGAAGCAGCUGCAGCCCAAUGAGGAGGCUGACUACCUCGGUGUACGCAUCCAGCUGCGGAGGGAGCGUGUGGGUUCCGGGGCUUCUGGCUUCCUUGAGUGGUGGGUCAUUGAGCUAGAGAACUGCCAGGCUGAAUGCAACCUGCUGCCCAUGGUCAUCUUCAAUGACAAGGUCAGCCCACCGAGCCUAGGCUUCCUGGCUGGCUACGGGAUCAUGGGGCUCUAUGUGUCCAUCGUGCUGGUCAUCGGGAAGUUUGUACGUGGCUUCUUCAGUGAGAUCUCUCACUCCAUCAUGUUCGAGGAGCUGCCGUGUGUGGACCGAAUUCUCAAGCUCUGCCAGGACAUCUUCCUGGUGCGGGAGACCCGGGAGCUGGAGCUGGAAGAGGAGCUAUAUGCCAAGCUUAUCUUCCUAUACCGCUCACCGGAGACCAUGAUCAAGUGGACCCGCGAGAAGGAGUAGGGGCCAGGCUCCUUGAGCACCGUGAAUGAAGGAGCCGGCCUAGCAGGAAGGACAGUGCUCCUCAGGCCACAGAAGCAGAUAACCCACUCUGAGGCCACCAGCUGUGACAGGUCCUCCUGGCCCACUGAGCCUUGAUGCUGCUGUCAGAAGGAAGCUGUGGCCCCUCCAUGGCCCAGCACAGGACUGCUGUCCCUUUCCGUCGUCCCUGCUGGGCCCAGUGCCAGAGACACUGGGUCAGGGGCCCCGGCCCUCCUUUCCCCACGCGUACUGUAGAGUUUUUUAAUUAAAAACAUUUUUAUUUAUA